CCUGAAUUCACUUUGCACCUGCGUCCCAUGGUGCUGCGGCGUUCACCGAAAGGUCCCUCGGGAUUGGUUCGGCUACAACUGUACACUUGGCUACAUUUGCGAGGGCGAGCUCGACGUGCGCGAGCAAAGGAGACAGAGGCCGAUUUUGGUCCAUUGCUCUUGCGCCGCUGUAUCGCUGCCUGCGCGGGCGGGUCGGAGGGCGGUUACGAGGCAGUCCUUCGCAACCUCAAGACUGCUAUUGCAGCGCCCGAGAGCGAGAAAUCACGGUCCGGCCGGUGUCAUCAGGCGAGCCGCAACGACAUGGUAAUGAGGCUUGAACGGGCGCUCCGGCUUGAUACGGAGUGCCGACAAGGACAAGUACGAGUUCGAAGGCUCCGGAGUUCUGAAGGUUUGAGCUUCCUGUGAGCAGCUACCAAAAAGAGGUUUCACACAUGAAAAUGGGAAAUUGAACCCUUCAAGCCGCC
Molecule: messenger RNA, 464 nt
Organism: Cladocopium goreaui
Lineage: Eukaryota; Dinophyceae; Suessiales; Symbiodiniaceae
Source: the annotation of a GenBank genome assembly